Capsaspora owczarzaki ATCC 30864 is the source of this 2195-nucleotide messenger RNA. Its product is annotated as small GTP-binding protein. NCBI's taxonomy places the organism in Eukaryota, Filasterea, Ministeriida, Capsasporidae. Gene Ontology annotation, molecular function: magnesium ion binding; GTP binding; GTPase activity. The coding region runs from base 17 to 2107 and encodes 696 amino acids. The transcript has 3 exons. Gene Ontology annotation, cellular component: mitochondrion. The record is from RefSeq and is a predicted model, not a curated record.
AUCCCACAGCUUGAGCAUGUGCCCGGCGUUGGUGCGGUGGCUGCACGUGUCGCCCAGCGCUCGGCGCCAGCUCCAGGCACCGCCAAGAACAGACCGGCCUCGCCGCCGCGCCGUCGCUCCGUCGCCACCCAACCCAGGGCACCGAGCAUCCGGAGACGCUCUCAAGCAGAUCCCCAUGGGCGGCGGCGCGGGUGGACCGGCCUCGGGCUCGCUCACUGGCGGCUCCAUGUACACGGCCGAGCAGCACGCAGAGUAUCUCCGUGCAAAGUACCGCCGCGGCGUGCGUGCGCAGCGCGGCAAUGUUGUGCCGCAUGUGCUGAUGCGUCCAUCGGCGGGCGGUCCGAUGCUGGUCGUCGAGGAAGACGGCACGGCCGAAGCCACGUUGAGCGACGUCCGACGUGCUGAUGCUCGCGAACGAGAAGUGCAGCAGAGCGCAUUGGCGGCGGAUGCAAUGAUGGAGGUUGAUGAAACAACGCUGGCCUUUCGCAAGAAGCUGUACAUUCAGCAAAAGAGACGAUCCUUCAUUGACUUUACACGCUCUGAAGUGACUGGCGGACAUGGCGGCGAUGGCGCCAUCUCAUUCUUGCGUACGAUCACGACAGACGAAGGCGGCCCAGACGGCGGCAACGGUGGUGGUGGCGGCAACGUUGUGUUCAUGGCUUCAGACAAGUAUUCUUCGCUGGCGCAUGUGCCGCGUAAAAUCGCGGGGCGUGCUGGUGGCAACGGACAGGGCGAUCAGCGGUUUGGCGCCACUGGAGACGAUUUAAUUGUGCACGUCCCACCAGGCACGGUCAUUUCCGUGGAGACGCAGCCCUUUGCCUCACUUCCUGCGCAGCUCGCCGCUGCCGCCAAGUUUGAAAGCCAAGCCACCCGUGUUGCUGCAGGCAGCGCACGCUCGACGCUUUCCGCCAACCUUCGGGUGCUCGCUGACCUGGCCAACUUUGGCGACAAGUACGUUGCAGCGGUUGGCGGGCUAGGCGGCUUUGGCAAUCGCCACUUUCGAACGCCGACAGAGCAGGCUCCUGAAAUUGCCACGUCCGGCACCGCCGGUUCCUCAGCACUCGUGGUGCUCGAGCUCAAGACCAUCGCCGAUGUUGGGCUCGUCGGGUGGCCGAACGCCGGCAAAUCUACUUUUUUGGGAGCCGUGUCCAAUGCGCACCCCGAGGUAGCCCCGUAUCCGUUCACAACCCUCAAUCCGUUUGUGGGUGUCGUGGACUUUGACGAUCACCACCGUAUGACGGUGGCUGACAUUCCCGGCCUUGUGGAAGGCGCGCAUGCCAAUCGUGGUCUUGGCCACUCAUUCCUUCGUCACGUCGAGCGCAGCAAAGUUCUACUCUAUAUUAUUGACACUGCCGCGCAGGACGGGCGAGAUCCGUUGCAAGAUCUCAUUGCUCUGCAGCGCGAGCUCGAGCUCUUCCGCGUCGGAUUGAGCAACGGGCGGUCGCGGCAGACGCAACGGGAGCAGCAAGCACAACAGCAAGCACAGCAGCAGCAACCACAGGCACAGCAGCAGCCGCAGUCACAACAACAACAAUCUUCACCUCUGGCUCCCCGCGUCUUGAUCGUGGCCAACAAGAUGGACUUGCCAAGUGCCGCGGCGCACUACCCCGCGCUCCAGGCGUAUGCCGACGAGCAUGGCCUUCCAUUGAUUCCAAUGUCGGCACAAUCCAGCCUCGAAUCGGUUCGGGAAGUGACACACACGCUGAGAAGCAUGGUUGAGGCGGCAACGCGCGAGGACGAGCAGCAAGAGGCGUUGGACGCAGUCGCCGUUGCCCGGAUUCGAGAACAGGAGCAGGUGCAGCGUGAGCGUGAACAGCGUCGGCCUUGGCUGCGUCGAAAGCGGGAGCAGCAGGAAGCCCUCGGAAUGGGGUCUGCAGCCUCGCCACUUCCCAGUCCGGCGUUCAUCCCAGCAGUGAAGGUACUCCCGAAUCCGGAUGUCGACGCGCAGACACUAGAGUUUAUGCAGUCCAUCGGCCUGGCCGAAGGUGGGAACAGCGAGGCGCGCACUGGGCGCAACAGUCGCAAGCGUCGACAAGAGCAAAAGCAGCUGAGCGCUGCGCUCGCGUCGGGCCCUCGCCAGCUCACCCGCAAUUCUGUUGUCGACUAGUAGGCAGUGGCCUAAGGCCUUGCGUGAUGCCAACGUGCUCUGUUUGGAGAAUGAAGUUGCUUUUUUUAAACAAAACAUAUUGAAGACA